Messenger RNA from Ylistrum balloti, 1692 nucleotides. RefSeq lists its product as uncharacterized. The record is from RefSeq and is a predicted model, not a curated record. The coding region runs from base 1 to 1692 and encodes 563 amino acids. The transcript has 12 exons. Gene Ontology annotation, cellular component: membrane. NCBI's taxonomy places the organism in Eukaryota, Metazoa, Mollusca, Bivalvia, Pectinida, Pectinidae.
AUGAAAUCAUUCAAUCUAUCAAUGGCGUCGACUGUGGAGGACCCAAUAGAGAAGCGAGACAGGGAGCUCCAAGCUACCCCACGGUUCAGUACCAAGUUAGGACUGAUCUGCUCCUGUCUAGGAUGUGUCGUGGGUACCGGUAACAUCUGGCGUUUUCCGCGAAUCGUCGCCACCAAUAGCGAAAACGAAGGUGGAUUGGUGUUUCUGAUAGUAUGGAUGUUGUUCCUGUUUCUGUGGUCCAGCCCUAUGCUGAUUAUCGAGUAUGGGACUGGACGCUACACUAAAAAAGCCAUUAUUGAAUCCUUCCGCAAAAUUCUCGGUGAUAAGGCAGCAUGGUGUGGCGCAUGGAUAUCAAUGGUCACCUUCCUGAUAUCUUGUUACUAUUCCGUUGUCCUGGGCUGGUGUUUUUACUACGUUUAUUACUGUAUUGCCCAUGAACUUCCUGAAGACGAUGACGUCAGCCUCAACAUAUUCAAUGAUUUCGCAAAAGAAAGUUAUUGGCCUAUCCUAACCCAUUCAUUAGCUUUAUUGUCGGCGGGAUUUGCUGUGAUCAAGGGCGUCAAAACGUUUGAGAAAGUCAACAUGGUGCUUGUCCCGGUGCUGCUUCUAAUAAUACUUUUCACAUUUGUUUGGUCAUUGACGAGGGAGUAUGCGGAUUACGGAAUUAAAUUUCUUUUCACUCCUGACUGGGAGUCGUUGGGAAAGCCUCGUCUCUGGGUGGAUGCCAUUAGUCAGAAUGCGUUCGACACCGGAGCAGGCAUGGGUCUCAUGAUACCGUACUCAUCCUUCAUGACACGUGACCACGCGAUCGUCAAGUACGCCACGCUCAUACCGGCAACCAAUAACAUCGUUAGCUUGAUAUGCGGGAUGCUGAUAUUUUCUACAGUAUUUUCGACCCUGAUCAUCAACCGUCCGUUUCUGGCUAGGAGCGACAUUGUGACUAUCCUGAAGGAAAGUGGACCUGCUAGUACUGGUCUCACCUUUAUAUGGAUCCCUGUACUUUUCUCUACACUUGGAGCAUUUGGACGAGUUCUCGCCAUACUUUUCUUCUUGUGCUUGUCUUGUGCGGGAGUUACGUCCCUUAUCUCGAAUAUGGAGCUAGUUUGUCACACACUUGAGGAUUUCGGACUGCCCCGGAAGUUUGGUAUGCCCGGUACAGUGCUGCUAACAUUUGGUGUAGGCGUGAUGUCAGCGGUGGAUAUAAAUAUACUGACCAAUCAGGACUUUGUAUGGGCGUUUGCUCUUCUCAUCAAUGGCCUUAUGCUUCAGUACCUUGUCAUCAGAUAUGGAUUAAACAGAUUCCGACUCAACAUGUUCAAUGAUUAUGGAAUUGAUGACUGGAAACUACCGGCUAUCUGGAAAUGGAUUGUGCUAGUUAUCGCCCCUAUAGAAGCACUGGUCAUUUUGGUGUGGUGGGCUGUAGAUUUGAUUCAGGACGAGGCUGAUUUGGAAGAGAAGUGGUACGAGUUCGGCACGGAGACUUUCAUGGUGACAAUAGUACAAUGGAUAAGCCUGGCAUUGUUUGUUAUCCUAGUCAAUAUGAUGUGGCUUUACUGUAAAGGACUAUACGGAGAGUCAGACGAAACGAUACGACUUAUUGGGCACACGAGGACAGACGAGGAUACCAACAAGACAACGGAAGUAAAUCUUACCGGAAGUGAAUCAGUGACUGUUAAAGAUAUAAAACUUUGA